CCACCCUUAAAAAGAAGAUAUGGAGUGUUAGAGCGCGUAACUCCUCAGAGAAAUUGAGUCAUCUGAGCUUUCAAAAGUUUGGGUCGAAAGUCCUUGUGCGUGUUUAAUCACAUGGCAUUAUAAACUAUGCUCCAAAGAUGGCGGUAGCAUUGCCAGUGUCUGGUAACAGAGUGCAAAAAAGUGGAUUUUUGGAGGUAUUUGUGCGUGAUCGGUGGCACAAAGUAUUGGCCAACUUGAACGAGGAAGCUCUGACAUUGAGUUGCGAAGAUCUGGGUGAGAAAAUUAACUUGAACGGGAUCACUAAUGGAUCUUACGCGACCAGCACCAAUCACUCGGACCUAACGAACAGUCCGACAACGGGCGUACGAACGGCUUUCACGGAUUUACCGGAACAAGUGCCAGAGGCGAUAGCGAACCGAAAAAGGUGCGUCAAAGUGGUCAAACAAGAUGUAGGGGGACUUGGAAUAAGUAUCAAAGGCGGGAAAGAAAAUAAAAUGCCGAUACUCAUUAGUAAGAUUUUUAAGGGUCUUGCUGCGGACCAAACCCAAGCGCUGUACGUGGGGGACGCGAUACUGUCCGUGAAUGGGGUGAACCUGCGGGACGCUACUCAUGACGAAGCGGUUCAAGUGCUCAAACGCGCGGGGAAAGAGGCAACACUAGAAGUGAAGUACAUGAGAGAGGCCACCCCUUACGUGAAGAAGGGCUCCCCGGUCUCUGAGAUCGGUUGGGAGACCCCGCCGCCAGAGUCUCCACGACUGGGCAGCCCCCCCCACACAGAGUCGCCCCGCCCCGCGCCCAGCCUCUCUCCGCAGGGGGACCGCAGGUGCAUCCCGCUAAAGAUGUGCUACAUCACGCGCAGCAUGAGCACGGCUGACCCAGAGAACAGGCAGUUUGAGCUGCACUCCCCUGAUGCCAAGCACACUGUGGUCCUGAGGUGCAAGGACCCCCAGUCUGCGCAGGCCUGGUUCUCCCUCAUGCAGUUGGCGGCCACCAGCCUCACCAGCAAGGUCUUAGUAGAGGUGAAGGAGCACGUGGGAAGGAGCGGGAUCGCCGGGAGCAGAGAGAUUUGCCAUCUAGGCUGGCUUGCAAGAAAGACAGAGAAUGAGAAGCAGCACUGGAAGCCUGUGCUAGUGGUUUUAACAGAGAAGGACUUGCUGCUGUAUGAUACUAUGCCACGCAUGAAGGACGCCUGGCUCAGCCCAGUUCACACUUACCCUCUACUUGCUACGCGGCUGGUGCACUCAGGCCCAGACAAGGGCUCCCCUCAGCAGGGUCUGGAGCUGGCGUUUGCCACGCGCACGGGCACUCGGCUGGGCAUCGAGACCCACCUUUUCCGCACAGAGACCUGCAAGGACCUGUCCCUGUGGACGCGGCACAUCGUUAACGGCUGCCACAGUGCUGCGGAGAUGAUCAAAGAGGUCUCCACCAGCUGCCUGUAUCAGGGGCUGGACUGCAGGCUGAUUAUCCACUAUGAGAAGGGCUUCUCAGUGGUGUCUGAGGCAGAGGACGACUCUGUCCCCAAGCCACUCCUCAGCUACCCCUUCGAGCGUCUCCGAAUGUCCUCAGACGACGGGGUGAGAAAGCUCCUGCUGGAUUUCGGCGGAAGGGAGGGUGAAGUGCAACUGGACCUGCACUCCUGCCCCAAGCCCAUCGUCUUCAUCCUGCACUCCUUCCUGUCGGCUAAAAUAGCCCGUCUGGGCCUGCUGGCCUGACCACGCGGCGCCUCGCCGCGGCAUAGACUCAUUCAUUCCAAAGGGCACACAGGACAAGCCAGGACCAGACAGGACUGAAGCACUGACUCAAACUGAGCGAUCACAGACAAGACACACUGACACCGGACUCCGGAGGGUCCAAAGAUGAGCCCGCUCUGAAAUACAAAGAAUCAAAUCACCUCCGACUGACUGUUGCAAUUUUUUUUUUUUGUGAUUCAAAGCUGUGUGAUGUUAACUGCAAUGAAACACAAUGACAUGAGAAAUGAUUAUUAUUAUUGAAAUGACACACUGUUUAGAGAAAAACACUAAAUUAUCAUGUCUAAACUAAAAAUACGCUGGAAGUAAUUUAGAAUCCAUUCCAAGCUAAAUCCUCUGGCAAACGUCAGUGUUUUGGCUCUUGAUAUUAACCAUAUUUUAAUCGUUGGGAGGGAUGUGACACCUGUCAGUAGACAAAGAAGAAAUAUUGUCCUUCAGUACAUCUUCGGCAGCUGAGGUGAAUUGGAGAACAUUGUUUUAUUGACUGAUGAUGCACAUAAAUGACAUGUUUUAACAGA
Clupea harengus (Atlantic herring) is the source of this 2266-nucleotide messenger RNA. It is a transcript of the gene sntb1, whose product is annotated as syntrophin, basic 1. Gene Ontology annotation, cellular component: intracellular anatomical structure; synapse; dystrophin-associated glycoprotein complex. Gene Ontology annotation, molecular function: protein binding; structural molecule activity. Lineage: Eukaryota; Metazoa; Chordata; Actinopteri; Clupeiformes; Clupeidae. The record is from RefSeq and is a predicted model, not a curated record.